AUUGACUCCAGAGCUAGUCAGGUAGCAGCGACGGCUAUCGUAGACAGCAUUACAUUAGACGACACAGUGGUAGCAAGUGGGUUAGCUCUGCAGCUAAUCAUGGUGAAUGUAAAGAAGCGGAAAGGUCGAGUCGUUAUUGACUCUGACUCGGAAGACAGCGCUAGUGACGAUAACUUAGAUCAGGAGCUGCUGUCUUUGGCGAAGAGGAAAAGGGUUGAUUCGGGUGAGCAGGAAGAACCUGUUGGCAAACCAGCAGCUUCCACAGACUCUGAGACAUCUGACAGUGAUGACGAGUGGACUGUCGGUGGCACCAAAGGCAAAAAGAAGGUUAAGCAGGGCAAAGGGUCUGAAAAGAAGAACGCUACAAAGAAGAAGGUUAAUAAAGCGACAGCGUCUGGUAGCUCAGAUGGGGACAGCUCAGCUGAAAGCUCUGCACCGGAGGAAGGCGAGGUGUCUGAUUCAGAGAGCAACAGUUCGUCCUCCAGCUCGGACUCAGACUCCUCUGAGGACGAGGUGUUCAGGGACGGUUAUGAUGAUGACUUGAUGGGUGACGCUGAGGACAGAGCUCGACUUGAGCAGAUGACAGAAAAGGAGAGAGAACAAGAGCUGUUCAACAGAAUUGAGAAAAGAGAGGUGCUAAAGAGACGGUUUGAAAUCAAGAAGAAACUAAAGACGGCAAAGAAGAAGGAGAAGGAGGAGAAGAAGAAAAAGCAGGAAGAAGAGCAAGAAAAAAGGAAGGCAUCUCAAGUUCAAGAUACACAAGUGGUCAUGUCACACAACAAGGAGAGACGAUCCAAGCGUGAUGAAAAACUUGACAAAAAAUCCCAGGCUAUGGAAGAACUAAAGGCUGAACGUGAGAAGAAGAAAAACAAAACAGCGGAGUUGCUGGCUAAGCGUCAGCCGCUGAAGACGAGCGAGGUUUACUCUGACGAUGAGGAAGAAGAAGAGGAGGAUGAUGACAAGUCAUCUGUCAAAAGCGACCGGAGUUCCCGUUCAUCAUCUUACGAUGAAGACGAAAAAGAGGAGACUCCACCAAAGUCGCAGCCCGUUUCCCUGCCAGAUGAACUCAACAGGAUCCGCCUGUCCAGACACAAGCUGGAGCGCUGGUGCCACAUGCCCUUCUUUGCUAAGACUGUGACUGGCUGCUUUGUAAGGAUAGGAAUCGGGAACAGCAGCAGUAAACCAGUUUAUAGGGUUGCUGAAAUUGUUGAUGUAGUAGAGACGGCAAAGGUUUACCAGCUUGGGUCAACACGAACAAACAAGGGAUUACAGUUAAGGCAUGGUGGUGACACACGGGUUUUCAGGCUUGAGUUUGUAUCAAAUCAAGAGUUCACAGAAAGUGAAUUCAUGAAGUGGAAAGAGGCGAUGAUUGCUGCUGGAAUGCAAGUACCAACUCUGGAUGAAAUCACCAAGAAGGAGCAAUCCAUCAAAGAAGCUCUCAACUACAAGUUCAAUGAUAAAGACAUUGAGGAUAUUGUAAAAGAAAAGGACAGAUUCCGGAAAGCACCACCAAAUUACGCCAUGAAGAAAACGCAGUUACUCAAAGAUAAGGCCAUGGCAGAGGAAAGUGGAGAUGGUGAACGAGUGAAAGUGAUCCAGGAUGAACUGAAUGAGCUUGAGGAAAGGGCAGAAGCCCUCGACAGACAGAGGACCAAGAACAUCUCUGCUAUUAGUUACAUUAAUCAGAGGAACAGAAGCUGGAACAUUGUUGAAUCUGAAAAAGCUCUUGUGGCUGAAGGACAAAAUGCCAAAAACCAACAAAUGGAUCCUUUCACACGAAGACAGUGCAAACCCACCAUGGUGUCUAAUGCCAGAGAUCCGUCAGUCCACGCAGCUAUUCUUGCUCACCUAAACCAGAAAUAUGGCUCUGGUUCAACACCAGACAAUUCAAGUCCAGAGAAGAACAAACUGGGUCAAACAAACCAGAAAGACAAAGAUGUCCCGAAGCCAACCACUGACCUCUCGGAAGACUUGUUUAAAGUUCACGACUUUGAUGUAAAGAUUGACCUACAGGUUCCCAAUGCAGAGGCGAAGUCUCUGUCUGUGAGCUCUAACGCGUUGCCAGUGAAGGACGGCGCUCCCCGCAGGUCGCUCAACCUGGAAGACUACAAGAAGAGGAGGGGGCUGAUUUGAUGUGGCAGCACCUCAUCGAGAACCCACAUUGCAUGUGUAAGCGAGAGUUUGUGUGUGUGUCUGAGUGAAAGUGAGAGACUGGGUGUUUGUGUGUGUGAGCGAGAGAGAGAAUGUGAAUGACUCCUGAAGGAUGUGUGUUCGAAUGAUGAUAAAAUAGACUGUUCAUCCAACACAAAGGAAAUACUGAUUAAACGGAGACAACGUUUUUCUCAAAGGAUCUUUCUCGGGAAGAAGAAAAAAGAAAACCUUGUCCAGA
Molecule: messenger RNA, 2389 nt
Organism: Oreochromis niloticus (Nile tilapia)
Lineage: Eukaryota; Metazoa; Chordata; Actinopteri; Cichliformes; Cichlidae
Gene: rtf1
Product: RTF1 homolog, Paf1/RNA polymerase II complex component
Exons: 18
Coding region: 100-2133 (677 amino acids)
Cellular component (GO): Cdc73/Paf1 complex
Molecular function (GO): RNA polymerase II C-terminal domain phosphoserine binding; DNA binding
Source: RefSeq, a predicted model, not a curated record